CAACCAUAUUUGAAUUUGAAAGGGCAUAUUCCUUCCAACCAUAAAGCAAAAGGCGAAGGAACAAGGCAUUAGGCAAAGAAGGAGAGAGCUGAAAUUCAUCGACAGACCAAAAAAAGCAAAAAGAAGAAAUAAAACGCGAAGGGGAAAGCUGGAAAACUCUCCAUCUUCCUCACCGCCUGAAGAAGGAAAGAGAAAAUCCGGUUGUGAUCGCCUGACGACGUGAAGGCAAACUCCAUCUCCAUCAUUAGCGCAGGAGGUUGAUCGGCGGCCGGUUUUGCCUUCCUGUGCUUCACUUCUGUCCGGCUGUUCCUAACGCUUGACGACAUUCUAAUGAUGCCGGAUGCAUCUCAGGAGUUGGUAAAAAGCAGCGAACACACUGGCCACCACAUAAGACAAGAUAAUGAAUAUGUUAGGCUUGUCAUGUCUGAUGAACCAAAUCCAAUUUUACCACAUGUCUCGGAACCUCCAACACCAUCGAAGACCAGGCCUUCCCUGCGUUGGACCAAAAUUCUAGCAUUGUGCAUAGUUAUUGCUAUAGUUGUCUUCGUUUCAAUCAAAUGGGUAUUACCAUUUCUUUUCAAAAAGGUUCUGUACCCAGUGAUGAAAUGGGAAGCAACUGCCUUUGGACGUCCAGUCCUUGCUCUUGUACUUAUUGGUUCUCUGGCGUUGUUCCCUGUUUUCUUAAUUCCUUCUGGUCCUUCAAUGUGGUUGGCUGGUAUGAUUUUUGGAUAUGGCAUUGGAUUUGUCAUAAUCAUUGCUGGAACAACGAUUGGGAUGAUCCUGCCUUUCUUCAUUGGCCUGUUUUUUCGUGACCGUAUCCAUCAAUGGUUAGAGAGAUGGCCCAAGCAAGCUGCCAUGCUGAGACUAGCAGCAGAAGGGAACUGGUUCCAUCAAUUUCGAGUUGUUGCCCUUUUCAGGGUAUCCCCAUUUCCAUACACAAUUUUCAACUAUGCAAUAGUCGUCACAAGCUUAAGAUUUUGGCCCUACAUAUGUGGUUCAGUUGCUGGAAUGAUCCCAGAAGCUUUUCUUUACAUCUACAGUGGUCGACUAAUCAGGACACUUGCUGAAAUGAAUUAUGGGAAACAUCAUCUGACACCAGUGGAGAUCGUGUAUAACGUAAUCUCGUUCAUCAUUGCAAUCAUAACUGUCAUAGCUUUUACUUUGUACACAAAAAGAGCUUUGAACAAGCUUGAAAAUGGAGAGGAUACUGCCAGCCCGUUGUCAGCAGCACACGUUAGUUACGAGAUGGGUAAGCUACCACAUGAACAAUCCAAUCAUAUGGUUCUGUCAUCUUUUGUAUCAUGACCCCCAACUAGAUUGGGAAAAAAUUAUCAUUGCCCCUUGUAAAAAGUAUCCCCCCUGCAAACUUCUAACCCUAAUUUUGCCUCUUGUUUAGCUAUAACUAAUGUUCCAGUCUCCCUGUUUGUAUUUACAAUCUAGAAAGACAAAAUACACUGCUUGUGAUUUACCCAAGAAGCAGAAGUCCACAAUGGCUGUAAUUCUCUGAUGAAUAACAGACUACUUAUGUUAUUUCGGUGUGGUUACAACAGGAAAUAAAGAUUGAGAAGAAAGCAUUGUAGGUUCUAA
Molecule: messenger RNA, 1587 nt
Organism: Linum tenue
Lineage: Eukaryota; Viridiplantae; Streptophyta; Magnoliopsida; Malpighiales; Linaceae
Source: the annotation of a GenBank genome assembly